AUGGAACGAUUCAGAAAUUUGCUCGGUGGUGGCAUAGGCGCCCUUGGAGCCGCCCACGGCACGGACAACACAAACCUCAUUGACAACUCUGAGACGGUUUACAUUUCAUCACUGGCGCUAUUGAAGAUGCUGCGACACGGCCGCGCCGGUGUUCCUAUGGAAGUGAUGGGGCUCAUGCUGGGGGAGUUCGUGGACGACUUCACAGUCAAGGUGAUGGACGUGUUUGCCAUGCCUCAGAGCGGGACAGGUGUCAGUGUCGAGGCCGUCGAUCCCGUUUUCCAGACUAAGAUGAUGGACAUGUUGAGGCAAACAGGAAGACCCGAGUCAGUCGUUGGCUGGUACCACUCACAUCCUGGGUUCGGAUGCUGGUUGUCAUCGGUUGAUAUCAACACCCAGCAAUCCUUUGAGCAGCUGAACCCUCGAGCCGUGGCCGUCGUCGUCGACCCCAUUCAGUCCGUCAAGGGCAAGGUUGUCAUUGACGCAUUCCGCCUAAUCAACCCGCAGCUUUUGAUGAUGGGACAGGAACCCCGCCAAAGCACCAGUAAUUUAGGCCACCUGAACAAGCCCUCAAUCCAGGCUCUCAUUCACGGCCUCAACCGCCACUACUACUCAAUCGGUAUCAACUACCGAAAGACGGCCCUCGAGGAGAACAUGCUCAUGAACCUCCACAAACACGUGUGGACCGAGGCGCUGGAGAUGAACGACUUCCAUUCAGAAGGCGACAAGAACAAGGAGCGGCUGCAGCGCCUGGUCAGCCUAGCCGAUGGCUACGAGAAGAGGGUCAAGGAGGAGACAGAGUUGACGAAGGAACAGCUCAAGACGCGUUAUGUCGGCAAACUAGACCCCAAGAAGCACUUGGAGGAUGUCGGGCAGGAAUUGAUCGAAGACAAUAUUGUUGCGGUUUCUAGACAAAUGAUUGACAAGGAGGCUACUAUGCCCAAGAAGGAAGGACAGGCGGGACACUCUAAUGGGGAUCAAAUGGUUACUGAGGAGGAGUUGUAA
Metarhizium brunneum ARSEF 3297 is the source of this 1002-nucleotide messenger RNA. RefSeq names its product 26S proteasome regulatory subunit rpn11 (gene rpn11). Gene Ontology annotation, biological process: protein deubiquitination; proteasome-mediated ubiquitin-dependent protein catabolic process. Gene Ontology annotation, cellular component: proteasome regulatory particle, lid subcomplex. The record is from RefSeq and is a predicted model, not a curated record. NCBI's taxonomy places the organism in Eukaryota, Fungi, Ascomycota, Sordariomycetes, Hypocreales, Clavicipitaceae. Gene Ontology annotation, molecular function: proteasome binding; protein binding; metallopeptidase activity.